Molecule: messenger RNA, 1017 nt
Organism: Humulus lupulus (European hop)
Lineage: Eukaryota; Viridiplantae; Streptophyta; Magnoliopsida; Rosales; Cannabaceae
Product: zinc finger BED domain-containing protein RICESLEEPER 2-like
Exons: 2
Coding region: 1-1017 (338 amino acids)
Source: RefSeq, a predicted model, not a curated record
AUGGUAGAGAACGCUUCCUCUAAUGAUGUUUCCAUUAGGUACUUGAAGAGGAUGUUCAAAGAGAAAGAGAAAGGACUUAUUUUGGAAGGAAAGUUCUUACAUAUGAGGUGUUGUGGUCAUAUAGUAAACUUAAUUAUCAAUGAACGAUUGAAGGAAAAACAUGAGUCCAUUGCUACAAUUAGAAAUGAUGUGAGAUAUGUUAGGUCUUCCUCUUCUAGGCUUAUAACGUUUAAGGAAUAUGUGCAAGUGGAAGGGAUCGAAUGCAAGGGUCUUCUCUGUUUAGAUGUCCAAACAAGGUGGAACUUGACAUUCCUCAUGCUUAAUUGUGCACUCAAAUUUGGAAGGGCAUUUGAAAGAAUGGAAGGUGAUGGAAAUUAUUCAAAAUAUUUUAAUGAGGCUGACAAAGAUGGGAAGCCAAAGGAGAGACCACCAUCCGAAAAACAUUGGCAGGAUGCGUCAGUUUUUGUGAGAUUUCUUGAGACAUUUUAUGAUGUAUCAUUGAAGUUUAGUGGGUCCACAUACAUCACCGCCAAUAUGUACUUCAUUGAAAUAUGCAACAUGAAACAGGAGUUCAAUGACUUAACACUUGAUGAUGAGGAGGAUGAGUUGUUGCAUGGCAUGGCAAAGAAUAUGAAAUACAAGCUUGAUUAUCUCCAUCAUUGCUUUGGUGAUAUUCAUGAUGAUGUAACAUGUACUAUGAUGGUUAAAGGGGUGGAGCAAACUAUACGGGCAAUGUUUGAUCAAUAUCAUGAGUCAAUUGAUACACAUGUUGAUCAAUCAAUGACUCAGUCUCAAGCUAUUGUUUCUGGUUCGUCCUCAUAUGUCAUGUCUACUCGGCCUACCACCAAUAGUACAAGUGGCAAGAGUAAGAGGUCACGUAACUUGCAUGAUGAGUAUGUGGUGCGAAAAAUGGAGGAGGGUGGUAAGACAAAAAAUGAGGUCGAUAAGUAUUUGGAAGAGGCAAUUGAGGUACCAAGUCAAAAUUUUGAUGUUUUGGGAUGGUUGGCGAGUAUUUGA